AGUACCACGGGAACGUGCCGGCCGACGGGCCCACCGACCGCCGUCGACCGUUCACCGUCGACAGUCCAAAGAGGUGUGCUGACAGGGCAGUGGCGCGCUGGAGCUGAAACACAUCGGCACGUGCCCGGAAAACAGCGCUGCAAACACAUCAGCAGCUGUACCGCAGCCAGUGAUUACCAAGGCAGAAACGGAAACGGCAGCAACGGUUUUUCUGACGGCGCAGGACGGCAGAGGAAUAACAACGAACAAAACCAGCUCGACUUCUGGCGGAGGCAAUAUAUCCGCCGGUAUAACAGCAGUAACAGAAGCAACGGAAGACUGUGAGUCCGUCUUCAGUGCAGAUGCGACACUGAUACAAUCGUAACGUGCCAUCACGAACAUCUCAUCACGACCUCAGCCGUGAACGAAUUACCGUUUCGGCGUUCGUGACGGUGACCGUGAAGGUGUCGUGAGGGAUCCAUGUCGCUUUCGUGACGAGUCCGUGACGAGUGCGUGACAUUGUCGUGACAGGACCGUCCUGGUGUUCAGUGACGUCACGAGACCGGAAGAAGUGACGCGGAUAGGAAUGUGAUGCGGUGAUCGGUGUGCGGAGAGGCAUGGAGAUCGCCGUGAGAUCGUGCAUCUUGAUCGUGAUAUUUGGCGCUGUGAUGGGAGCGGUAACAGGUUACUCGGACGUGCACAUCUCGCGGGUGCGUAUGCCGGCCGUGGUGUUGAACGGCUCCCUACCCAGCGUGGUACUCGACUGUGACUACGAGCUGGAGACGGCCGACCGGACCGCCGCCGGCCUGGUGGUCAAGUGGUACCGCGACCGCAGCCCGGCGCCCGUCUACCAGUGGAUCCCCGGCCACCGGCCGCAGGCGUUCGGCGCGCUCCGAGGGCACGUCAACCUGCGCCAUGUCGUCAGCGAUGACCCGCUCAAGGUGCACCGCGCCGUGCAGAUAGUGCGUCCGACGACCCAAAUGUCCGGUGACUACACCUGUCGGGUCACUACCUGGAGAGGGGUCGACUCAGCCACCAAGAAAAUGAUCAUCUACGCGCCGGCCCAGUGGAUGAACCUCACCAGCACCAAGCCGGCGCAACACCAGGUGAACAUCACGUGCCUGGUGAACGGAGUCUACCCCGAGCCCGUGGUCGACAUCUUCGUAGGAAGCUCACAAAGCAACAGGCGGCGGAUGCGCGGUCUGCGCGUGGAGAAGUCGUGGAAGGACGGCGCGUACACGGUGCGCGUGCAGAAACUCGAGGAGGACCGGCACUUGCCCCCGGAGGCGGUCAUCGAGUGCGUGCUCACGCUGCCCGACACCGACUACCGGCGCAGCAGGAGGAUCAUGUACUUCCACGAACCAGGCAGAUACAGUCUAAGUGGUUCGUCCAGUGCGGUAUCUCCCCUCGUGCUCCUGACGGGCCUCUGUUUGCUCUGGAGUCUCGGAAUCAGUCUACGACUUCCCACCUAGACGCGCUGGUCCUCCGAGGGCGGGUCAUGUCUCAUACGGGGAGUUUGUGAGGAGGCCACCGCGGCUCUAGUCAACGCUGAAUGUGACUGUCGUCAGAACAAGAGGGUAGCUGCAUGAUACGGUGGUCUUCCAGGACAUGUGUGUUAUCGUGUAAGAAAAGAUAUAAUUCAUUUUCGUCUUCACCUGAACGUCAAGCACAAUGUUAAUUAGAUUUGUUCAAUAUAGCAUUUUGUAUUGACAGUUGCAUAAUUGAUUAUGUUACUCUACGGCUAAGUUAAGCAAUCAUUUAGCUAGCUCUAUGCAAGGAAUGAAAUAGAUAUUGUGUCAAGCGUUCUUAUGCUAAUGUGAAAAUAUUUAAUGAUAGCAAUACAUGUAUUAUAUAGGAA
Molecule: messenger RNA, 1837 nt
Organism: Amphibalanus amphitrite
Lineage: Eukaryota; Metazoa; Arthropoda; Thecostraca; Balanomorpha; Balanidae
Exons: 8
Coding region: 597-1451 (284 amino acids)
Source: RefSeq, a predicted model, not a curated record